AUGGCGCAAACGUUACCAGAAGGAUUCAGUGACUUUGACAUGUUCUCCUUCGGCUCGGUGCUGCUGGUGGGCGGUCUGCUGGGUUUCUUCCUGAACCUUGUCUCCAUCCUGGCGUUCCUGAAUAUGAAGGAGAUCAGGACACCCAGUAACUCCUUCGUCUUCUGCCUGGCACUCGCUGAUCUGGGUCUGAACUGUAACGGACUGGCAUCGGCCUACGCCAGUUACCUGAGAUACUGGCCGUUCGGCCCCGAGGGUUGCCAGAUCCAUGCUUUUCAGGGACUUGUCUCUAUCUUGGCAGCAAUCAGCUUUCUUGGUGCUGUAGCCUGGGACCGAUAUCACAUGUACUGCACCAAGCAGAAGAUGUUCUGGAGCACGGCCGUGACCAUGAGCACCAUCAUGUGGCUUUUGGCUUCGAUCUGGGCGGCUCUACCCUUACCCUUCAUCGGCUGGGGCGUAUUCGACUUCGAGCCCAUGCAUGUUGGCUGCACGUUAGACUACACCAGAGGAGACCGAGAGUACAGGACGUACACGCUGGCGCUCACUUUGCUGUACCUGGCCUUCCCUCUACUCAUCAUGUACUCUUCUUAUUCCUCCAUCUACGCUUACUUCAAAAAAACACACAACUUUAAGUUCAACACCGGUCUGCCCAUAAAGAGCCUGCUGGUGUUUUGGGGUCCGUACGUGGUCAUCUGUCUCUACGCCUGCUUAGAGAACACGAAGGUCCUAUGUCCAAAACUCAGGAUGGUUCUCCCAGUGCUGGCUAAACUAUCUCCCAUCUCCAACGCUUUACUCUACGCGUACGGUAAUGAGUUUUACAGAGACGGAAUCUGGCAGUUCGUCACCGGACAGAAACAAGUUGAUAAGAAGAAAUAA
Trichomycterus rosablanca is the source of this 873-nucleotide messenger RNA. It is a transcript of the gene rgrb, whose product is annotated as retinal G protein coupled receptor b. The transcript is spliced from 7 exons. The record is from RefSeq and is a predicted model, not a curated record. Gene Ontology annotation, molecular function: G protein-coupled photoreceptor activity. The coding region runs from base 1 to 873 and encodes 290 amino acids. Gene Ontology annotation, biological process: phototransduction; cellular response to light stimulus; visual perception. Gene Ontology annotation, cellular component: plasma membrane. Lineage: Eukaryota; Metazoa; Chordata; Actinopteri; Siluriformes; Trichomycteridae.